This is a messenger RNA of Octopus sinensis (East Asian common octopus), 339 nucleotides long. RefSeq names its product dehydrodolichyl diphosphate synthase complex subunit DHDDS-like. The coding region runs from base 1 to 339 and encodes 112 amino acids. Gene Ontology annotation, biological process: polyprenol biosynthetic process. Gene Ontology annotation, cellular component: endoplasmic reticulum; dehydrodolichyl diphosphate synthase complex. NCBI's taxonomy places the organism in Eukaryota, Metazoa, Mollusca, Cephalopoda, Octopoda, Octopodidae. The record is from RefSeq and is a predicted model, not a curated record. Gene Ontology annotation, molecular function: ditrans,polycis-polyprenyl diphosphate synthase [(2E,6E)-farnesyl diphosphate specific] activity. The transcript is spliced from 2 exons.
AUGUCUUUUUUGCAAUCUGGUAAUGUGGCCAUCCGUUGGUAUCAUCGCCUAUUCAUUAAAAUAAUAAAAUGUGGUCCAAUUCCAAGGCACCUAGCAGUCAUCAUGGAUGGAAAUCGUCGCUAUGCUAAAAUGAAUUCUCUAAAAACUGAAUUUGGUCACCGAAAAGGAUUUGAUAAUCUAUCCUCGUGGUGCCGUGAACUGGGAAUUGAGCAAGUCACAGUUUAUGCCUUCAGUUUAGAAAAUUUCAAACGUUCUCCCGACGAACUGAACUGUCUUUUUGAUCUUUUUCGCGAGAAAAUGUCCCAACUCGUCAAAGAAAUGUAUAACUUAAAUAACUAA